Molecule: messenger RNA, 831 nt
Organism: Paramecium sonneborni
Lineage: Eukaryota; Ciliophora; Oligohymenophorea; Peniculida; Parameciidae
Source: the annotation of a GenBank genome assembly
AUCCAAUCAAACUACAACUAUAGAUGAGCCAAGAAGAAUAUUAAAAAUAAGAAGAAGCUCCUGAUGCAAAUGCUCCACCAACAAUUGGUUAAGUUCAGUAGCCAGUAAAGAGGAAAAAUAAAAAGAGAGCAAUUCUAAACCCAUAAUAGAGCACAGGACAUUGGAGCGAAUAAGAACAUAAAACUUACCUUAAUUUUCUAAAUGUGCAUAGAUCAGUUAUGGAAUCAUCUGAUUAAAAAAAAACCUCUAAAAUAUUUAAACUAAUGAGUGAAACCAUCGGAACAAGAAGCCCUUCAUAAUGUAGGUAUAAUUACUUUUGCAUAUUCAAAGAUCUCACCAUUAAAAAUUUAAUCCUUUCUCUCAUCAAGUAAAAAAGAGGUAAAAAGGAGCUGGUCGUAAGAAAAAAGAAAACAACAACUAAGCAGAUAAAGCAAAUAAUGGAUUCAUGGAAAAUGCUUGCUUUCCUUAAUUUAUGUUUUAACCUACUGCUUCUUAUUUCCCCUAAUAACCUUUUGUAAAUAUUAAAGAAUGAGCUUAUAGGAUUUUUAGAUGAUGUAAUUACAAUAGUUUCCAUUCAUGAUGUAAUAUUUGGAUUAAGCAAACAAAGAUGAUGAAAAAUUAGUUUAAUAAGACCCAUCAGUUUAUUUACAUUAAUUUAUUAUGAAUCCUCAACAGAUUUAUGAUGACAAAAACUAAUUUUACAAUUUUAGUUUUCCUUAACCAUAAUAAAUGUAAUUCAACUUUAAUUACUUUUAACCAUUACCAAAUGAAUUCUUUGGUACCAAUUCAGCUGAAAUAAAUUAAAAGGAUAACUAGUCAGAAGAUCAAUGA